AUGAACACAGCAUCCAUCAAAAUACCACGUAGCAUGUUGAUUUCCAGUCUAUACGACGCACGGCCGAAUAGAUGUGGGACAUGCGGCCGUCGUUUUCCCGCCACAGAGGAGGGAAAGGAGAAGAAAGCCCGUCAUCUUGACUGGCACUUUCGCACGAACCAACGGAUGGCCGACGCUGCCAGGCGUGCGCAGAAUCGCAGUUGGUACGUCGACGAACGGGAUUGGAUCAAAUCACGAGAAGUGGGAGACGAUCAGGUCAUCACAGAGACAGAGGCUACAAGCGAAAGCGCCGGUGCCGACGGAGCGUCGUCAAAGAAAGGACCAGCUAAGCAAUGGAUUCGGGCACCAAACGAUGCUACUUUGCGCAACACACCUUGUCCUAUUUGCCAAGAAAAGUUCGAGUCCACCUGGUCAGAAGACGUCCAGGAUUGGAUUUGGCAAGAUGCCGUCAAAGUCGGCGCUCGAGUAUAUCAUGCUAGCUGUUACGCAGAAGUGACCAAGGACGGGCCGAGGCAAGCUCAUCGUGACACGCCAUCAGGACGGACCGGCACCCCAGACUCGGUGUUAGGCAAGCGCAAGGCCGAGGGAAGCGACUCGCCGGGCCAGAAUGUGCGGGUCAAAACAGAGCCUGCGUGA
Molecule: messenger RNA, 636 nt
Organism: Aspergillus calidoustus
Lineage: Eukaryota; Fungi; Ascomycota; Eurotiomycetes; Eurotiales; Aspergillaceae
Source: the annotation of a GenBank genome assembly